CCUACAGUGAGGCGUUCGCGUUCGUAGCUCAGGGCAACCUCGCAGGCGAAAUGAAGAACGAGUGCAUUUUGAUCUUAGUUGCAGCUAAUGGUAGGUUUUAGCUUCCCUUUCUCUCCGCGUUGUCCGCGGAGAGAGAAGGCGCUGGAAACGAGGCUUAGACGAUUUGCUAGCUUGCUUGCUUGUCUGUUUCUGCCCAUAAAGUCAUGCAGGUUAGCGGUGCAGUUUUAUCAUCCGGGUCUGGCAUGAACAAGCCUUUGAGCUGCACUCGACUAGUCUCUGACCACCCAUGUCUCAAUUUGCAAGCCAGAGGGUCAAACUACUCCCUCCCACAGUCUCCUUCUGUCAAUGCUGAUAUCGAUGACUUUGUUGUUCGACUCGGCUUUAGCAUUGUGGAAUCUAUGAGAGGCACAUUACCCGAUCCAUGCCUGGAUUUCAUUGAGCAUUAUCUCUGUAUUCUUGGAGCUCCUCCUUGUGAUCCAGAGUUAGGAGCCCCACUGCUAAUUUGUAAUGUUGAUUGUGAGGCAUACAGUAGGCUCCAUGGAAAGCACACAUGUGACAGUACUUUGGAGUUUAUCCAUGAGUUUGCUGAAAACACAAGAAAUGACGUUCAUGUCAUCGAGCUCUUCGAUAAGUUUGACUGCAAAAAUGUUUCUACAUACUACUUCUCUGAAGAAAGCUCCUAUUCAGAUACAUGCACUGGAAUCUUGUCUGAGAAAUCAAAAGAACAGAUUAUCAAUGGGACAAGUGAACUUCAGUGCAUUCCGGUUACUAUUUCGGCUUGUGCUGCCAUCUUUCGUCAGCCAUACUACAUACCGGUGGCUGAGCGCGACGAGAGUGAGACAUUUGCCAUCGUCACCUCUAUUAGCGAUCAGCUUGACCAUUUCUGUGGUAGUGUGCUAACUAACUUUGCUUGCCACUUUAUUACUCCUCCUUGUCAUCCUCAGAAAGGGACUCAGUUAGCAGUUUGUCCUGAGAGCUGCUAUGCCCUGGAUGUCAUCAAUGAUCAGUGCCGUCUGCAGCUUGAUGCAAUAAAGCAAAGCAACCAUUCCAGUCCCUUCGUUAACUUUUUGAAUCACUUCAACUGCACAUCACCAGACAGCUAUCUUAUUCCUAAUUUUCCACUUGAUAUGGAGAACUGUCUGAAUACAGUGGAUUAUUGCCUGGUUGAGGGUCUUUCAGCAUAUUUUUCUGCUGUCUGCCUGGUGCUGAUAACUACUCUGAUGGUAACUACAAUUGUGUGUGUUUACAACAAGACAAAGGUCAAAAGGUACUAUCGAAAGUGGACACUCUCCUCUAACAAUAGGCCGAAAUUUGGAAGGAAUCAUGUUGAGCUAAAAGUUUCAAGUAAAGAGAGUGAAAGUAGUAUUGUGCUCUCUAGUGUUUCACUGGCCGAUGAGAGUGGCAAGAACGAAGAUGUGAAGUUAUCUGACACUGAUAUAGCGAAAUUUAAAAGGCUGUUUUGUCAGUUUGUUAUACCCUACUCUUGUCUUCAGUUUAAACACAGCCUUGGAGAAGGUGCAUUUGGUAAAGUGUUUGCUGGUGUUUUAAAUGACCAUGGCAGGGAGAUGACUGGUGUCCAGGUUGCCAUCAAGACCAUCAAAAAUAUGCAAUCCAACGAGCAGUUAGAUUCAUUUAUGGCCGAGAGCUUGAUCAUGAAGGACUUCCAACAUUCACAUGUUCUGAGUUUGCUCGGAGUGUGUCUUGAUGCCCCAGAUGCCCCUCCAUACAUUGUUCUGCCUUUUAUGGCUAAUGGAUCUGUUAAGGAGUACCUGAAACAAAAGAGAACUCAUAUUUUGGAUGUUGCGUCACUCCCAAAGGACUUAUCGUUAGAGGUGUUGAUUCAGAUCUGUACAGACAUUGCUGAAGGAAUGAAAUACUUGGCAGCUAAAACGUUUGUUCACAGAGACCUUGCUGCACGAAACUGCAUGUUGGAUGAUCACCUUAUUGUGAAAGUAGGAGACUUCGGCCUUGCUCGAGAUGUGUACUCUGCAGACUAUUACAGAGCUGGAAAAGGUGCCCGACUGCCAGUGAAGUGGAUGCCACCAGAGACUCUCACUGAUGGAAUCAGUAAUGAGAAGUCUGAUGUGUGGUCAUAUGGAGUGACAUGUUGGGAGGUUUUUAGUUUGGGACGCAGUCCCUACCCUGGGAUUGAGAAUCACGAGAUACUCCAGCAUAUCUCUACUGGAGAUACACUCAAGAAACCCACUCUCUGUUCUGACAUACUGUUUGAUAUUCUGUGUCGUUGUUAGAGUUAUUUACCAGAGGAUCGACCAUCAUUUGACUCACUACUAUCUUCCCUUAAAGACUAUUGGGAUAAUGAACAUUAUUAUGUGUGACAAUAAUAUAAUUAUAAUUGCUGAUCAUUAGACACCCCUCAAUUAUUAUU
Molecule: messenger RNA, 2386 nt
Organism: Geodia barretti
Lineage: Eukaryota; Metazoa; Porifera; Demospongiae; Tetractinellida; Geodiidae
Source: the annotation of a GenBank genome assembly